AAAUAGUAUACGUGGAUCUCGCGAUGGAGAACGACGUCAAAUUCAAUGUUACAUGUAAUUUUAAAAAUCUACACGAUUAGUGUUCAAAUAAAGUUUUUUCCUAUUAUAAUAAGAAACAGACUGUUAAUGUCAUACGUUCACUACUAAUAAAAGAUCAUUAAAUGAUUUAAUAAUUCUAGUCAUAUAUCAAAAUGAAUACGAAAAUCCUAUUGCUGUUUGUCGUUUUAACGGCGUGUGUCCUACGAUGUCAAUCCACUGGACCAACACACGGCAAAGUAGUAAUGUGUUACCUAGCAACUUGGGCAACGUACCGCGCAGGCGAUGGCAAGUUCGACCUCAACGACCUGGAUCCAUCCCUGUGUACGCACGUUGUCUACAUAUUUGCUGGAAUUGAUGAAAAUAUGAUGACAAUUAAAAGUAUCGACAGUGCACUUGAAAAAGGUUACUCGAACGCUGGCUAUCAGAGUCUUGCUAGACUCAAAGAAAGAUUUCCGCAUUUAAAAACAAUAUUGUCUGUCGGUGGAUGGAACGAAGGCACAACGAAAUAUUCAAAGAUGGCCGCAGAUCCAAAUUUCAGAGCGAAAUUUAUACAGAGUACGGUUGAAUUCUUAAAGUUGCACCAAUUUGAUGGAUUGGACUUGCAUUGGAAAUAUCCAGUUGUAAGAGAUGAUAAACCCGAGGACAGACCCAAUUUCGUUUCAUUAGUAAAGGAGUUAAAAGCAGCCUUCACUCCUCACUCCCUCAUCUUGACAGUAGCAUUAGGAGCUACAAAAUAUACUCUAGAUCUGUCAUACGAUCUUCCACAAUUAGACAAAUACAUAGAUUACUACAAUGUACUUUGUUAUGAUUAUCACGGCUCUUGGGAAGGAGUUAUAGGGGUGAAUGCAGCUCUUUAUGGGGUUAAUAAUAAUGAUUUUGUUAAUGUGGAUUACACUCUUAAGUAUUUACUCUCUCAUCGAGUUACUCCGGGAAAAAUAAUCCUAGGUCUUGCUUUCUUCGGUCACGGUUACAUCCUGAAGGAUCCCACCAUACCUAACAUAGAGUUCGGUGUUACACCAAUCACUUCGCAAUCCUGGCAAGGGCCCUUGAGCAAAGAAUCUGGCUUUAUGGGUUACAAUGAGAUUUGCUUGGAAUUAAGUGAUCCAAAUUCUAAAUGGGUACGCCACUGGGAUGAAAAGACUGCAACGCCUUACCUACGCGACGGUGGACGCGUCAUAACUUACGACAACCCAAGGUCGAUUGCUCUUAAAGUCAAGAAAGCUGUCGAAUACAAUCUGGGCGGUGUGAUGGCAUGGUCCGUGGACACUGACGACUUCAGAGGCCUCUGUGAAAAGGAAGCCGAUUAUGUAUCCGUAUCAUAUUCUACUCUUUGGGAUUUCGCUCACAAGUACAACCGCAUCGCCAACAACCCAGUGCUUGAAGGCAUUCUAAAGAACCGAAAUCUCCCAAGCGCUGCCCAUUUAGACCGACUGUCGGAUACACCAAGCCAAAAAGACGUUGUCACAAAAAGUAAGAACCGAAUCUGGUUAUCGGAGUCGGAAACAUCGAAUUACGCACUGCUGCACACAAUUGAUGACGUCAUGCAUCUCGCGUUAGAAGAAAAAGGAAUCAGCGAUGAAAUGAUCAAACUAUUGACAGAUAAAGCAGAUACUAGUGGUCAGAAUGGUACAAGCGUUUAUACAAUGGUCUGUUAUUUCUGUUUUAUUUAAUGAAGUUGACAUGUCUAAGCAUUUAGUGUGCCAUGUGUAAAAAAAUAGUAUAGAAAGUUACUUAAAUUAAGUAAAUAAUGCUUAUAGAUAAGAAAUAUGUAUUUUUUUUAAAUAUUUUACUACCUGUGUUAUCUUUUUUAAUUAAAUUAAUUUUAAAAUCCGUAUUAAAAUAGUAUAUUAAAAUUAAAAUACGUUUUGCUACGGUAUAAUACUGUAAUGUUAUUUUAAAAACAUGCAUUUGCUUAAUAAACAUCUUUUAAAUAAUA
This is a messenger RNA of Papilio polytes (common Mormon), 1975 nucleotides long. RefSeq names its product probable chitinase 2. The coding region runs from base 192 to 1709 and encodes 505 amino acids. Gene Ontology annotation, molecular function: chitinase activity; chitin binding. Gene Ontology annotation, biological process: carbohydrate metabolic process; chitin catabolic process. The record is from RefSeq and is a predicted model, not a curated record. The transcript has 10 exons. Gene Ontology annotation, cellular component: extracellular region. NCBI's taxonomy places the organism in Eukaryota, Metazoa, Arthropoda, Insecta, Lepidoptera, Papilionidae.